Messenger RNA from Rhagoletis pomonella (apple maggot), 3700 nucleotides. RefSeq lists its product as uncharacterized. The coding region runs from base 2975 to 3700 and encodes 241 amino acids. The record is from RefSeq and is a predicted model, not a curated record. The transcript has 4 exons. Lineage: Eukaryota; Metazoa; Arthropoda; Insecta; Diptera; Tephritidae. Gene Ontology annotation, molecular function: GTPase activity; GTP binding.
UAAAUACUCGUAUGUUCUUUGGUUUAUACAUAAACGUCACUACUGAUAGCAAGUUAGAGGCUUUACGACCAAAUUUUUCACAUUGAAAUGCCAGUACACAUUUGAGCAACGCGACGUCGGCAAAGAAAAUUUUGAGCGAAAAACGAAAGGAAUAAAAAAUAUGUAAAGAAGAAAAUUACCACGCAAAAAAAUAUAUAGUUUGGCGAAAUAAAGUGUGUUACAAGUUUAGUUCAAAAGCCAAAACUACUUUUAUAUAAAUAAAUGCAAACGGAAAAAUCGAAAAUGAAUAAGCUAAUAAAAAUAUAUUAGCCUGAUACACUCAAUGACUGCGUUGGUGUAGUUAAAGUUAUGGGUUGACUUGAAAGUGGAACGUGAACUUGCAAACGACAUACACACAUACAAACAAAUAAAUAUAUUGCGCGGGUGGAGAAAAAAAAAACCCUAAACGAAUUGAAAGUGAGUCAAACUUAAUGGUAGGCAUUGCACUUAGAGCCACAAACGAUGCAGCGGACGCGGUGCAAGUUUGCUGUGUCGUCACAGAGAUUGGAAGUCGCCGUUGCCGAAAUGUACUGCCAACAAUGGAAAAGUAGCAGUCGGAGUAUUGAAAGAAAAAAACGUAGUAUUCUUUGAAAGAUCAAUCAAACAAAGAGUGGAUGCAUAAAAUCGCCUCUCCUCCCAUUAUAACUGUGAUAAUAACAAAAGAGAAUACAAAUAAGUGGAACUGAGAUUGAUAUCAAUUGAACAGAAAAAAAGUAGAACGGGGCGGAUGAGUAACAUAUAAACCUAUAGUGCGAGUGUGUACACUAAUAAAAAAUACUUAAUGUUAAUAACUAAUAAAUAUAUACCAGCAAAGCUUUAAAGAGAGUCUGUGAGGUCAAACAGUGAUUACACGGCUUCAUGUCCGACUUAUGCCAAGAAGGAAGUCCAUCGACAACUAAAUCAUAUAUAGCAUUUAAGAUAAAACAACGUAUGAAUGUUCAAAUGUAAAAUGUUUGUAUGUAAGAGUUGAGAACAAGAUGCAAAUAACCGAGAUGUUAUAGCUACCCUUAGUUUAGUAGUUAUUACAGUGCUUUAGAAGUAAACAAAACACCAAUUUAUUAGCAAAUAAAAAAAUCGAAAUAUCAGCAAAAAUAUAUAAAUUUUAGUUAAGAAUUUAAGUAAGAAAAUUUCGAAAGAAUAACGUUUCUCCUAAUACAAAAAACAAAGUUCCGAAUGUAAUGGAAAAUAUAACACUUAUUAUACCUACAUAAUACAUAGAAACAAAAAGUUAUGUUAUUUUUACCCGCGGGUCGCCAGUGAAUAAAACUUUAAUAGGUAAUAAACAAACAGACUGCACACACUUAAUAAAAAAUUGUUGAAUGAUCAAAACUAAAUAACUCCUUAUAACACCAAAUUCAGCAGAUUGAUGUCGUUUGAAAUAUCCUGCAAAAAAAUUUAAGAGGUAAAAAAUAACUAAAUGAGUGUGAAAAUACUCGUACAAUUCUACGGAAUGAAAGGAAUAUAAAAAAAAUUUUAAUUUGUGCAUAAAGGUUACAUGAAAAAAUAUUGAAAAAGCAUAUAAAAUUAUAGUAAAAUUUACAAAAUAGAAGAAUUUAUAUACAAUACAAGCAUAAAAAACAUUAACUUAAGCAAAAAGCUAUAAUACAAAAUUAGGGAAUUUAACGUGUAGUUUACGAGUACAUUAAAAAUAAGCCAAUAAACAAUAGCAACAAAUAUGUUUAAAUACAAAAUAUAUAAAUCCUAAGUAUAUCAAAGAAGAUUUAAUACAUAUGAAUGCAUAAGCGUGAGUGUACGUACAUAUAAAAAAGCAACGAAGAACUUACGUGCACGUGAACUUACUCACUCAAAAAAAUAUCAGUAGCAGACCCUUUUGCAUUAAUAUUACUCGAGCAUUGUCGGCGAAAAUUGUGACAGAAUGUCAGCAAACUAAAGUUUGUAAGUACAUAAUUAAAAGUUAGUAAAUCAUAAGCUCGUCAAAGUAAUUCGUACAAAAUAUUUAUAUUCAAUUGAAAAAAAAGAAAUAUUUAUAUUUACAAAACUGGUAACAACAUUCGGUUAAAAGCAAUACACCACCGCCGUUUUUUUUCGUUAUCCUACUGGUACCAGAGCAGCAAACCGACAAUCAACUAACCGGGACCAUCGAGCGUCAUAACUUAGCAUAUGGUCAUAAGAUAUUGAUUGGCAAUAGCACAUGCAAAUUUCCGUACACCCAAACUACAUACAUAUGUAAACGAUUUUGAGAUACACAAUUUGGUAAAUAAAAUUGAGAAAUAAGCAUAAAACCGGUAGCGCAGUGGUGGCAAAGCGGAUACUAACGAAAAAAAGCGCAAAGGAGACAGACCGCACACCAAAUAGCAAUUGUGAUUUAGAUAACAGUGACAGCUGGCAGUAAACAACCCCCAUUGCUCAAUUGGCAUUAACAUCAACAUUACAGCAUUCAAUACUGUUAGUGAACAGCUGUGCGUUUAUACAUGCAUACAUAUUUGUUUAGAAUAGAAAGAACAGUUGUUUGCGCUGCACUAGUAUUAUAUUUGUGUAUAAAUCGGUUUUGGCGUUAUCCAACAUUCAAAGCUCGAGCCUCCGAAGUUUUAAGAGCUUUAUUAAAUACGAAUUUAAUUUCAUAGCUUUUAUUCGCACUAACAAGCUACUACAGUGCUUUCAAAAUUGCACCAAACGCUGUUUGUAUUGUUGUUAUGAAAACCUGUUGCUCAAACUAAAAGUGUAAAAUCCCGUUAGAAAUUAAAUAGUCUCCCACCAACAGUUGUGAAAACAAGUCGUUAAAAAUUAAUAAAUAAAUAUACGAAAUUUCAAAACCAAAAUAACAAACUAAAUAAGUAAUAUUCAUGUAAUGCGUAUCCCGGCUUCCCCCGCCAAAAAAAUAUACUCGCACUACUAUCACUUCGCUGUAUACUUGUUUCACUACAAAGACUCGCCUAUACACAUAAAACGAGUUUUAAUAGCUGGCUAAUUAAAUAUGUCAUAUAUACCCGAUGAUGCUAGCAGUAUGAGCGACGACGUCUUCGAAGAUCCCGAAACAACCCAACGUCGUUUGGAGGAGACUGUACGCCAUCGUGUGGACUUCAGUGGCAGCGGUGGCGGCAGCAGUGGUCUCGGUUCCAGUAUAGGCGGUAGUAGCGGCAAGGCAUGCAGUACUGGUUAUCCUGGCUAUCGUCCACCGGUGAAAGCUUUGCAGAUGUAUGCACUUGAAGAUGCAGUCUUUCAUGAUGACGCUUACGAAGACGAAUAUGAGGAUGGUUGGCGUUCCUAUCGCUACGAUGAAGUGGGCAUGUAUAAUCAACCGCAACAACAGCCGUUCGAUGACACAGUCAAUCACAAGACAAUAUUACUUGGCGACUCCGGCGUUGGUAAAACUUCUUUCCUAGUAAAGUACAAUACGGGUGAAUUUCGUUUGGGUUCCUUCUCCGCGACAGUGGGUAUCGCACUAACGUUAAUUGUAGACAUUAUACGGCGAAGAAGUAUAAGUAAUGCUCCCAAGAAAUGGAAACGAAUAAGACUAAUAUCGUCUUCAGAUGAAUCAGUUCAUACUUUAGAAGUGAAUUCCGAACCCUUACAAAUGGAAGAAAGCAACUUGAAAUCAAGAAAGAGGACACGAAAUCCACGUAAUUAUGCACAAAAUAUAAGAAAAAUGAAGAGAAAUAGUGGAGAGGAAUAUGAAACAAAAGAGUCUAAGCAUAGCUGA